ACCGUGGCCGGACUCUUCCCUCGCCCGUCACCAGUAUCAUGUGCUUUCUCCCCAAGAGGUCAGACUCUUUGCGAAUCAAGAGUGUGUGGGGGAGGGGCUUAGUGAGUCAAGAGGCGAAGUGUUUAGUGAGUUAAGGAGUGGAGCGCUUAUAGUGAGUCAAGAGGAGCGUUUAACAAGUCAAGAGGUGGAUGCCUCUUAUGAGGCAUAUGGAAAAUAGGAGGUGGGCAUGAUGCCUGGUUGGGUCGUGUUUAUUCCCAUAAUAUUGGUAUACUGCUCGGUGGUGGCGACGUGGGUCAUACGCAGGGUGGCCAGGCUCGAGCCCCUCCCAGGCACGCUGCACCAGCCACAGCCCUCACACUAUACUAACCUCCAGCCUCAAGACCAAGUCUACUGCAGCGACCACCAUCACCAUCACCACGCCAAGGAGAAGACAGAGUAAAGCCUUUCAUCACUACUAACACGCACAACAUUCCAAAGUAACCAACUGGUAUCAUAUGUUGCCAGUUGCAGCCCAGACAGUUAAGAUACGUUGCGCAUCUUCUGACGGCGUUCCCAACUAAAGGAAGUGAAAUUAGUGAAUUUUAGUAAAGACAUCAAGAGGUGGCAAGCGUGCAAGAGGAGAGAGGCGCAUCACAGCCUUCACAACCUGGCGAUAACGACAAGGGACCAUGUCUCAGGAGAGAGUGUCGUCCCUCCUGAGACGCUACGACCUCUCUGUGGAGACGCUGGACUACCAGUACGUGGAGGAGUGUCAAGACCCCCGCACCUUGGAGAGCAUCCUAAGAGUGCUACGAUCUGGCGAGGAGGGAUCUUAUCCUCAUCUUCUCAGGUACACGGAGCAGCGUCUAGCCACGGUGCACCCCGGGAGCCGUGUCCUGCACCCCACCAGUCAACCCGUGCGCCCGCAGCACCUCUCCUCACAACAGUUAGCGUCCCUGGAGGCAGAGAUGGCGGCGUGGGCGAGUGAGAUCAGAGCGCAGGAGGAGGAACUCAUUAGGCUACAGUUUAUCAGGGCUCCUCUCCCUCCCGUCAGGGGCUCUGUGACAACAGAAGGUGCGGCUGUGGGCGGCGGGGAGGCCAGUAUGAAGACAGCAGCGCUCUCCACCGUCCACGUGGAGAACCUUCUGACUCAAGGGCGACUUCACUACCAGGCAGGCGACAACCUGCAGGCGUCGCUGUGCUACCAGAAGGUUUUGGCUAGCGACCCCCUAAAUACAGAUGCCCUCCGGGGCCUAGCGGCCCUUCAAGAACGGCCCAGAGUUGGGGAACCUCUGGUCCAGGAGAUAUCGUAGCUGCAUCGCUGGAAUCAUUCCGUUGGUAACCUCCUGAGGGUUCCCUGAUGCCGUGAUAUUUAGAGUAAGAUUUCGUAUAUGUGCAACUUGUUCUACUGUGUAAUGUCUGCACCAGUACCAGAACAAGGUGGUCCACUUGGAGUUUGGCCUCUGCGAACUAACCGCCGAUAGGGGGUUUAGUCUGUAAAGCAAAAUGAUAUAGUUGCUCCUCUCUUUGCUCUCAAACCAUCCUCACAAAAUACGAGUAUUUACAACAACUGUUGGUUGAACGUACAAAAAUAAACUUGUACCCAAAAAGUUCGUUUUUUUACUAUUGUAAUACUACAAAUGCAGGCCACACAAGUGGACAAGUAACUUAUUCACCUGUCCUGAGCCUAAAAAUAUAAGCUAAAUAAGCAAUGUUGGUUUCCCCUAUACCGUUUUGAGGUCGAAAUUAUAAGAAUUUUUCUAAUUUAUCAAAAUAAGAACAAAAUAUUCCUUACGAUGCUUUUGGAAUUCCACAACUAAAAAUAUAUCUCAUAUAUUUAAAUAAGUAUGACAUUUGUCUUGUGCAGUUUACAGCGACCAAAGUUAAACAAUGGAUCUUUUAUAAUAACUAAACCACAGUUCAGAAGGUGGAGAAGCCACAAAGUUUCAGUCCCUCCUGGACCAUUAUCAAGUCGUGUGAUGAUGAUAAUAAUAAUAAUGGUCCAGGAUAAUGGAUCCAUCCUGAAUAAUGGUCGGGGACGGACCGAAACGUCGUCGCUUCUCCAUCUUCUGAGCUAGAGUUUGGUCAUCAUUUCUUCAGCCACGUUAUUGUGACUCAUCGUCUGCAAUGGCUGUUUUAGGCUGAACUUUUGUUGCUAAGUGUGGCGACAAUUAUAGAUGUACAAUUAUUGUAAUAAAACCUAUACACGUAUCUACGUAUUAGGCACAUGUAAGUCAACAAUACAGCAUGUAUCAUUACUGGCAUAAACACAGAUUUAUUUAUUUAUUUUACUUAUAUAUAUACAAGAAGGUACUUUGGGUCUGUGAGAGUAUGAUGUGUUUACAUUCUUGUAAAGACACUAGUACGCACAGCGUUUCGGGCAGAUCCUUCAUCUAAUAGAUAAUAUUAAGAAGGUAAAUUCUUGCAAAAUUUAUAAAAUGUUAACAGGUACACUGUAGGAAAAAUUUGAGAGAGAUUAAUAUAUUACAUUGAUAUUUAUAUAGAUUACAGCACAUUGAUAGCUUUGAUUGAUAGCACUGAUAACUUGAUUGAUAAUUUGACAAAGAUUAGUAGGCACAAUAAAGCCAUUUGAUAGCAUAUAUAAGAUUACAGCAAUGAUUACAAUGAUAAAGUUGUAUGGCUUAGGUACAUAUAUAUUGGGGGAUUGGGUAGAACAAGACACAAUGCGAGUUUAGAGCACUAGGUAAGAAACUAUGAAGAUGAAAAUAGGUAAUUUUUGUUUUUGAAUAAGGUAAAAGUUGGACAGCUUUUCAAUACGUUAGGGAGUGAGUUCCAUUGACUAGGUCCCUUUAUUUGCAUAGAGUGUUUACACAGAUGUUGCGUACAGUGCAUGAUGUAGACCAACCGUUAAAAUGUUCUUUAUAUUCACCUAUGUUAAGGGUGAAUAUAUUAUGACUCGCUCUGAUGUAAAAUUUGUUGGAUUAAACACAUUAAACUGUGACUAUCCUAUA
Procambarus clarkii (red swamp crayfish) is the source of this 2951-nucleotide messenger RNA. Its product is annotated as sperm-associated antigen 1. The record is from RefSeq and is a predicted model, not a curated record. Gene Ontology annotation, molecular function: heat shock protein binding. Gene Ontology annotation, cellular component: cytosol; mitochondrion. Lineage: Eukaryota; Metazoa; Arthropoda; Malacostraca; Decapoda; Cambaridae.